AUGGUCAAAGCAGUUGCUGUCGUGCGUGGUGACUCCAAUGUCAAGGGCACCGUCACCUUCGAGCAGGAGACUGAGUCUUCGCCCACCGUCAUCUCAUGGAACAUCACUGGCCAUGAUCCCAACGCUAAGCGUGGUUUCCACAUCCACCAGUUCGGUGACAACACCAACGGCUGCACUUCCGCCGGCCCUCACUACAACCCCUUUGGCAAGACCCACGGAGCUCCUACCGAUGAGAUUCGCCACGUUGGAGACCUGGGCAACAUCACCACUGAUGAACAGGGUAACGCGGUCGGAUCCACCGAAGACAAGCUCAUCAAGCUGAUCGGUGAACAUAGCGUUGUUGGCCGUACCAUUGUCUGCCACGCAGGUACCGACGAUCUAGGUCAGGGCGGAAACGAGGAGUCCACAAAGACUGGCAAUGCUGGCCCCCGCCCCGCCUGUGGCGUCAUUGGUAUCGCUGCAUAG
Molecule: messenger RNA, 465 nt
Organism: Microsporum canis CBS 113480
Lineage: Eukaryota; Fungi; Ascomycota; Eurotiomycetes; Onygenales; Arthrodermataceae
Product: Cu Zn superoxide dismutase
Exons: 5
Coding region: 1-465 (154 amino acids)
Biological process (GO): removal of superoxide radicals
Molecular function (GO): copper ion binding; superoxide dismutase activity
Source: RefSeq, a predicted model, not a curated record